AUGGAGGUUACUGUAACCACGUUCCUGUUUGCCUCGUUGAUAUUUUUAACACUACGAUCCAUCUAUCGGCUAUGGUACCAUCCACUAAGCCACAUUCCGGGUCCGCCCCUCGCCGCCAUCACCCACCUCUACGAGGCAUACCAUGAUAUUGUGCGAGGGGGCCUGUAUGUGUGGGAGAUUGAAAAGAUGCACGACAAGUACGGCCCCGUGGUGCGAUUCAACCCACGCGAAGUCCACAUCCGCGACCCGUACUAUUUCAACACGAUCUACUGCGCAAGCUCGCUGGGGAAGCGCAACAAGGACACCGGGUUCCCGGGGGUCCACAGCGUCCGGAAUUCCCUCCUCACAACGCUCACGCACCAGAAACAUCGUCAACGACGCGCACUCCUCGAGACUGUCAUGGCGCCGCCCUCGGUCAAGAUAUGGGAGCCUACAAUUCGAGAACAUAUUGCAAUCUUAAUGAAGCGCUUCAGCGAGGCGCCCAGUGGGAUCGUCGACUUGAAUGCAGCGUUCGCGGCCUUGACGGCAGACACCGUCGGGCGGUUCUUGACGGGGGAGUCGCUUGGUGCGCUCAAUGCUCCCGGCUUUAAGAAUGAUAUGCAUGAAGGCUCGAAGAGCGGCGCUGCGGGGAUUCAUGUUCUCCGUUUGUUUCCUGCGGUGGCCGGGGUGUUAUCGUGUAUCCCUCUGUCCGUGCUCCGCUUUCUCGGCCUCCCACUGGGCCAAUGGCUUGAGUUCCUGGCAGUCUGUGGCGAGAGCGCAAGAAAAGCUUUGAAGGAGUCAAAGGAGACAACUAAUGCCAAGGGACAAGAGACAGAGACCAAAAAUGCACCGGCAAAGAGGAGUUUCUACGCUGCGCUGAUCGCCGGGAGCACGUCCGACGAAGAACAGACCAUUGCCCGGCUCCAGGAGGAAGCGAUGGUGUUCCUCCUGGCCGGGAACCAUACAACGGCCGGAGUGAUGACACUCGCUGCGUACCAUUUGGCUCUGAUGCCGGAGAUCACUACGACCCUGCGGAAGGAACUCGCAACCCUCCCCGUUCCAGCAAACCAGGCCUCGUGGAAAGAGCUGCAGGAGCUACCCUAUCUGACAGGGGUAGUAAAAGAAGCCCUACGCCUAUCGCAGGGGGCAUCAUUGCGGUCCGCGCGCAUCUCCCCUGAUCGAGAUCUGGUAUGCAAUGGGAUCGUGCUUCCAGCUGGGACACCACUCAGCCAGCAAACGGUGUUUGUGAACAUGGACCCGGAGAUCUUCCCCAACCCGCAAUGCUUCGAUCCGACCCGAUGGGGCAAGCCAGCGCCAGACGGAAAGGGCUUGGAUACGUAUCUAGCGUCGUUUGGCAAAGGAACUCGGAACUGUAUUGGGAAAAGCCUGGCGUCCGCUAUAAUGUUUCUAACCCUUGCGGCUCUGGUGCCUGAAUUUGACCUUACCCUGGCCAAAGGGACGAAAAUCGACCUCAUGAGAUGGAGGGAUAUGGGAACUCCGUUUCCAAUGGAUCUGAACAACCAGGAAGUAAAGGUACACGUUGCACAGGCCCCGGCCAGUUCGUAA
Messenger RNA from Aspergillus calidoustus, 1545 nucleotides. Lineage: Eukaryota; Fungi; Ascomycota; Eurotiomycetes; Eurotiales; Aspergillaceae. The record is from the annotation of a GenBank genome assembly.